AUGAAGUUCAAGCUUUUUAUCUUCAUGUUCUUUCUAUGUGCAAUAGUUCUCAUUUCUGUUAUGGCAAUAAGGCCAUUCAAAUCUGAAGAAUCCAAAGCAAACGUUUGGAUAGAUAGGAACAAAGGCUUGGGAAGAGCACAUAGUGAUGAUAUAGAUUGGGUUGGUUCAGGAACAUGGGGAGGUUGGGGAGGAUCCAAAGAAGAAGGUGGAGAAAGAGAAAACAACGGUUCUGGUUGGGAAGGAGCAGAAAAUGAAGCACCUGGAUGGGGAGGAGGAGAAGAAAACGAAGGAUCCAGUUGGGGAGGAGGAAAUGAAGGACCUGAGGAAGAUGGCAGAGGCUUUGAAAAUGGAGACCGUUAG
Molecule: messenger RNA, 360 nt
Organism: Vicia villosa (hairy vetch)
Lineage: Eukaryota; Viridiplantae; Streptophyta; Magnoliopsida; Fabales; Fabaceae
Exons: 2
Coding region: 1-360 (119 amino acids)
Source: RefSeq, a predicted model, not a curated record